CGUCACUGGUAGUUAUGUAUGUAAACAUUUUGACUGUGCACGUGCGUGUGUUUAUUUACAGUGGAGAGAAGUGAGGCAAGUUUUGUUAUUUAGGAGAGUGUACUACAAUGGUUUGAAGUAUUAUUAUGUGGAAUACUGACACCUAUUUAACUGAAACGGUAUAAACGUAAUAUCAGUACUUAUCUAACUUCAUGCUGUGAUUUGCCCCUGGUUGUAUACGAGCUAUUGCUACUCUACUGGAGGAGGUAUUUGCGAAUAACUAAAUAAAUAAAUCAGGCGUUAAGUGUCGGUCGAUCUGCUCGUAUGCCAUUACAACCGUAAUAUGGUCGAUGAACUGUCUUUCGUCAAAACUAAAUGUGCAGAGCUGCGGAAAGAUGCAGCAGCAUCUUUCGAGUGUGUCGUGUUUGAAGAUAAGAGAAAAGGAGGCGUUGGCAGAAAUUCCUCCAGUAAAAAGAACGCAAAAAAAUCUAUACUCAGUAGUAGUGACAUUGAUAUUAGGAGAGUAAAACGAGAAGUAAUCAAAUUUGGCUUAACUGGCUUCGAUGCGAAAACGAAACAGGAAGCAAAAAUCGAGCAGGCUAUAAGACUCGGUGCGAAACCACCAAAAAAGAAGUAUGUUAAUUAUAAAGAACUCAAAGCCGAAAAAGCACGUCAGUUACAGGAAGCAGAAGAAAAGAAGAAGUUGAUGGAUGCUGGAAAAAUUAAAGGUGUUUCUAGCGACAAGGGCAAGAAAUAUUUAGCGCUCAAGAAGCGGAAGGAUAAUAUUUUGCAGGCUUAUGGCAAGGUAUCUUCAAGUUUUAAAAACAAGAAAGGGCGUAGGAAAAAGUGACUUAUAUAAUGCUCCAGAGGACGUUACCUGUAAAGCAGUUGUAUACGUUUGUCUGUGCUGUCUUAGACAUGAAAGUGAUGACAUACUGGUUACCUUAUUGUCCAGAGUGAGAAAUUAGCUGUCCAGAGAUGAGUGUAUAUACUGGAGAUUGGCUGCAAGUUAAGGACUUAACCGGAUUGUACACAGCAAUGUUAUGUAGAUGAAACAUCAAAGAAAUAAAACUAUUGGUAAUAUAUUCCAGUUGUUUUAUAUGUACAUUGGCCGUAAUGAACUCAGAUGAUUUCUCUGUGGUGAUAAGUAAUGAAAUGGUGUCUAAUGAAGUAACUGAUUACUCAAGAACUCAUAUUAAUUUUUGCACUUGUCACAUCUUGAUUAUAAACACUAAAUGCUGUCUGCAUUGAAUAUUUCAUUCUGUGUAUGACUGUAUUUGUCUAUGAAUUUGUCAGUGCUUCCUGAUUAAUAUUCCUUGGUUCUAAAGAACUUAAUUGAUUCUACUGAAUAAUGUUGCUUUGUAUUUUGUGGCCGGCUGGAGCGACCGAGGGGUUCUAGGCGCUUCAGUCUGGAACCGCGUGACCAGUACGGUCACAGGUUCGAAUCGUGCCUCGGGCAUGGAUGUGUGUGAUGUCCUUAGUUUAGUUAGGUUUAAGUAGUUCUAAGUUCUAGGGGACUGAUGAUCUCAGACGUUAAGUCCCAUAGUGUUCAGAGCCAUUUGACCCAUUUUUUGUAUUUUGAGUUUGUAACAUAGCAGUUUAUUGAAAUACAUUUUAACAGUGCCAUGUGAAGAGGGAAGCCAGUGGAAGUGAUAAAGGAACAAGAAGCUGUAGACGUAAAGGUGAGAAAAUGUUGUGUGCGUGUGUAGGCCUACGGCAUGUAUAAUUUUACUAUAAUUAGAGUGCCUAUUCUGUUGGAAUACGAUGGUAAUAUUGUGGCAGGUUUCUUUUGCCUGUAACGCGAUGAUAAUAUUUGUUGAAAA
Schistocerca nitens (vagrant locust) is the source of this 1802-nucleotide messenger RNA. RefSeq lists its product as uncharacterized. The record is from RefSeq and is a predicted model, not a curated record. The coding region runs from base 323 to 829 and encodes 168 amino acids. The transcript is spliced from 2 exons. NCBI's taxonomy places the organism in Eukaryota, Metazoa, Arthropoda, Insecta, Orthoptera, Acrididae.